GGGGUGACGUGUUUUAAUUUGUUAGCUUUAUUUUAUUUUUUUAGGAGAAGCAUGGGGAAAACACACUUUUAUGCGUUGUGGUCCUUACACGAAGCACCUCGUCAAUUUAUCAGUAACGUGAACCGCAGCAGCUACCAGCUCCAGAUCCCACUGCCGCUUCCCAGGCAGCUCGUCGUGUUCAGUCUGGGAGACUGGACCUCAUUUUCUUGCGACACAACAGUGUUAAUUGAGGUGUUUGUUAGCCCGGAUGUGAAACCACAGAAAAUUGGGAUUCUUUCAUCUCAUUCAAGUUGUUUGGUGUGGCAAGGAGACUGGUCAGGGAGUCUUUUAAAUGAAUCUACAACGAAGGCAAGAAGAGGUGGAUAUGCCAAAGUGUUGCUCACUGUCUGUGGAGAGGUGCGAGCCAGCUUUUUUAGUAGUACACCGCUCGUGAAAAGGCGACGACGAGCCCCCAAUCAGUCCACCAAUUUUUCCCAGACCCUUCUGAGCAGUGCUAGCAGCAACAACAAUAUCAUCACCUCAGAAACAUCUCAGAGAACAUCACCAGAGGACAGUUAUGUGGAGCUCAAAACAAGCAAAGGGGAGAUUCAAAAUAUCAGCCUCAGAACAUCAGGAGUUUGGGCUUUGGAUAAAUCUCCCAAAAAGACUGUGAUACAAAAAAGAGGAUAUAGUUUGAGUUCUGAGGGAUCAGAAACAAAGCAGAUGUCAAGCCAAGAUUCAAGCCCCAAGAAGUGCAAACAGACCAUAUAUACAUCACAAAACGAGAGGACGGAAAUUGAAAGGGCAAGGAAUUCUCGGGCAGAGCAUCCGUCAAUGCGCUGGAACCAUACCAUGUGUUUAUGUGAUCCUGACACCGCUGUUUUGAUUGGUGGUGAGACUGCAGACCAAAACUACUGUACAGACUCCAUAUGGAAGCUGGAGAUAGAUGGUGAUUUUUGGUUCCCCAUGAACUCUUCUACAGUUGGGCCACUCCCUCCCAGCUCUCAAGGCCAAUCGGCAGCUUUUGACCCUGACAAUAAGGUUGUUUAUGUAUAUGGUGGGCAUAAAGAAGGUCAACGCUAUAGUAAUAUAUAUAUCCUGGACACACAGACAUGGAAGUGGAAACUUAUCGAAGCAAAAGGCAGUGUCCCAUCAUUAGCAUAUCAUAGCUGCAGUAUUUAUAAGAGUGAGCUGUAUGUAUUUGGAGGGUUGCAGCAAAGACGAGCUAAUGGAGCCAAAGUUUGUAGUAAUGCCCUUUACAUCUUCAACCCUGAACAUGGGCUCUGGUACAAACCAAUCGUUGAAGGGCAGCGUCCUCUGCCUAGGUUUGGGCACUCCAGCACCCUACUGGCUGACAAACUGGUGAUAUACGGAGGCAGAAAAACAGCUGCCUACCUCAACGACCUCCACAUUUUAGACCUUGGAUUUAUGGAAUACACUGCAGUGAAAUAUGAAAACUUGCCACCCCUUGCCCGUGGGUUUCAUGCUGCUCUGCCCGUGUCUGACAACAGGGUGAUGAUCAGCGGAGGCUGCGGUGCUUUAGGAGCACUACAAGAUCUCCAUCUCUUCAAUAUAGAGACAAACUGCUGGACAUCAUUGGUGUGUCCGCUGCUCUGCUCAAAGCCUCGUGCUGGACACAGUCUAAUCAGUCUGACCGGCACGGCACCAUCACACACUGAUGAAAUGGACCAGGAAGAUGGCCUUUAUACCUGUCCUUCCAUAGAGUACACCAUCUUGGUGUUUGGGGGUUCGGAUUGCACUGGCACAUUUUAUGAUGAUGCAUUUAAAUGCGUCAUGAAGAUCCCUGCUGAAGAGGAGGGACUAGAUGUAAAAGCAACUCACAAGAUCACAAUGCAUGGCUGAGAUACUUGAGACUGAUGUUAUUCUAAAAUGUAUUUUUCCCCCUUUACAGCACUUAUAAAAGGAAAUGGAACUUUUUUUUUUUUUACAUUUAUUUUAAAGUUGAUUUUACAGAUUUAAACAGCUGCUUGGCAGCUACUGUUUAAUUUGCCUAAUACAAAUUAAGAUUUUUACUUUCAGUACCAUUAUUUUUUUGCAAGUCUAGAAAUUAACAACACUGGUUGUUCUUUUUGUCCAAUAAAUAUUGGCACCUUUUUUUUUC
Messenger RNA from Clarias gariepinus (North African catfish), 2101 nucleotides. RefSeq lists its product as uncharacterized. NCBI's taxonomy places the organism in Eukaryota, Metazoa, Chordata, Actinopteri, Siluriformes, Clariidae. The record is from RefSeq and is a predicted model, not a curated record. The transcript is spliced from 13 exons. The coding region runs from base 52 to 1842 and encodes 596 amino acids. Gene Ontology annotation, molecular function: protein binding.